AUGAAAGAAUUGGCUCAGCCUGAGACAAACUGAGAAAAGUUUAUCCUCAACAAUUCAAAACUAAAAUUUUCCAAGAAUGAUCCAAGAUUUUCUCUCUUGAUGUUUCCAAAAUUAAGUCUUUAUGCACAAAAACUCACCAAGAACACAGAUAACAAAUUGCAGGUAGAAGAAGAGAAUGCUAAUCCAAUGUACCUUUGCACCUCCUUUGCAACAUUCUUACAGCACCCCUAUUUUUAUCCCAAAUCUAACACAAAGGAUUAUGUUUCAUCCGGUUUCUUGUGAAUUUUCAGUCCUCCAUAGUAACGGGACAGCUCUAUGUUACUUUCCGAGAAAACCCACAAAGCAUAAAUUCAGGCCCUUUAAACUCUCGUUGCAGACAUUCGAAAAGGAAAUGGAAAUAACAUCUUCAUUGACCUUAGAAAAUCUUAAAGAAUUGUUGAGGAAGCUUUCAGUUGAUGAAGCUAUAACAAGAGUUAAAAGGCCUUUUGUUUUUGUAUCAUCUUUCUCCUGUUGUUCAUGGUUAAUACCUGCACAAAUGGUACAAGCAAAUGAAGAUGUAAGAACAAAUGUCGUCUACGCGCUAUUUGAAUUGGGAAUCCAGCUUUCCUAUCUACUUUUGUUACUUGCUUUGCUUGGGGCUGGAACUUUCUUUGUAAUCCGUCAAGUCCUUAUGCGCAGAGAGCUUGAUCUUUCUGCUAAAGAAUUGCAAACAUUAUCCUUAGAUAGUCUCUCCUGGAGUACAAUCGUUAUGAACAGGACUACACUUUUCCGAAGAAAUAUCUCCCCAAAACCCUUUCCUCCUCCAUGUUUAGUGUCCCAGGCUUUCUGUGGAUCGCAUUGUAAUAGAAGAAACCAUUUAUCAAAGUUAAGUUGACUCAUAUAUAGGCACUAAUCUGUUAAAAAUAUAUAUAUAUACUUUAUGAAUUUCUUUGAAUCUUCAUGUACUCCCAUCUGUCAAGGGGGCCCUAGUAUUUCAAAGUUCUAUUUACCUUUAACUUGCUUAGUUAACUUGCCAGAACACUUAAUUUGUGUUAAUACUAGUCUUGUCAUUUUGAUUCUAUUGUAGAUUUUCAUUCGAUAUCCAUUUGCAUAAUAAAUACUUUCAUCAUUUCCAUUGAAGGAAUUUCAUCUUUAAUUUUGUAGAGUUGCUAUCAAGUCUAUUUCCUCGUUUGUAUAUUAUGCCCUUGUUUGAUGGGGAUUAAAAUCAAAUUUUAAAUGUGUGAUUGAAAAAUAGUUAAAAUUAAUUGUUGACUUUGACUUAGAUAAAAAUCAAGAUUUUAAUCCCCACCAAACAGGGGCUAUAAUGAGUUUUGAAUAUUCUGUCUUUUUUAACUCAAUAUCAGAAUUAAAAACUAUUUUCUAUUUGUUUCUAAAGAUACCCGAUGUCAUGUUUCUUAGGCUCCAAUUGACAAAUUUAUAAAUUUUUUAUAAAUAGGAACGAUAGUAGGUCCCAUAAAAUGUGUAGAUAAUAAUGAGUAGUAGUUACGAACAUGUGGUUAAAAUUAACGUUUGAUUUUGCCUUAAUUUUUAAAUCAUUUUUGUAUCUAAAUAGCGGCUUAAAUUUCCCUUUUGUACUUGUAUAUCAGACAAAUUCAUAAGGGGUCCGCAUUUCUUAAUUUUUGUUUAUUGUUCCAUCUAUUUCUCAUGAUGCUACUAUUUUUAAUAAA
Molecule: messenger RNA, 1667 nt
Organism: Olea europaea var. sylvestris
Lineage: Eukaryota; Viridiplantae; Streptophyta; Magnoliopsida; Lamiales; Oleaceae
Product: tetratricopeptide repeat domain-containing protein PYG7, chloroplastic-like
Exons: 4
Coding region: 176-874 (232 amino acids)
Biological process (GO): post-translational protein targeting to endoplasmic reticulum membrane
Cellular component (GO): TRC complex; membrane
Molecular function (GO): protein binding; molecular adaptor activity
Source: RefSeq, a predicted model, not a curated record